GAGGGAGGAGCCACACAAGUCCCUUUAAUCUGUUGUCCUGGCCCCAGAGAGCAGAGAGAGAAGCAGAGGAGCUGAGCGGCCCCUGGUACAGUGCACAGGGACCACAGAGCGACACGAGGGGCCGAGCAGGGGCCCGUGUCAGAGCAGAAGAGCCAGGAACAGGCACACACACACACACACACAGAGAGAGAGAGAGAGACAGAGCUCCAGUCCACACGGCGGUGUACCAUGCCCCUCCAGUCCCCCCCUCCUGUAUGUCGGGGCGGUGGGAGUGGCGGUCAGCAGAAUGGCCCCUCGGAGGACCAGAGCGGGGCCCCGGGCCGGGUGAAGCUGGGCAAGAAGGUGACCCUGCUGAGGGGCGUGUCCAUCAUCGUGGGAACCAUCAUCGGAGCGGGCAUCUUCAUCUCGCCCAAAGGCAUCGUCCGCCACUCGGGCAGCAUCGGGAUCAGCCUACUGGUGUGGAUCGCCUGUGGAGUGCUCUCACUGUUCGGGGCCCUGAGCUAUGCUGAGCUGGGGACUUGUAUAAAGAAGUCUGGGGGCCACUACACGUACAUCCUGGCGGCAUUUGGCCCUCAGAUGGCCUUCAUCCGGCUCUGGGUGGAGCUGGUCGCUCUCAGACCCGCGGCCAUGGCGGUCAUCUCUCUGGCCUUUGGACAGUACGUCCUGGAGCCGCUCUUCAUGCCCUGUGCCAUCCCUCCUCUGGCCGUCAAACUGGCCACCACCAUCGGCAUCACGGCGGUCAUGUACCUGAAUGCCAUGAGUGUGACGUGGUCUGCUCGAGUGCAGAUCUUCUUGACCUUCAGCAAGCUCCUGGCCAUCGCCAUCAUUGUUCUGCCUGGCCUCUACCGCAUACUCACAGGAGAGACGGCCAACUUUGACAACAUGUUUGACACCAGCAGGAUCCAGCUGUCAGGGAUGCCCCUGGCAUUUUACUCCGGGAUGUACGCCUACGCCGGCUGGUUCUACUUGAACUUUGUGACAGAGGAGAUCGAGAACCCAGAGCGGACUCUGCCCUUGGCCAUCUGUAUCUCCAUGGCCGUGGUGACCUCCUGCUACGUCCUGACCAACGUGGCCUACUUCAGCGUCAUGUCUGUGGACGAGCUGCUGGCCUCUGACGCUGUGGCUGUGACGUUUGCUGAGCGGGUGUACGGGGGCUUCUCUGUGGCGGUGCCUGUGUUUGUGGCUCUGUCCUGCUUCGGCUCCAUGAACGGCUCCCUCUUCGCCCUGGCCAGGAUGUUCUUCGUGGCGUCUCGGGAGCAGCAGUUGCCCACAGUCCUGUCCAUGAUCCACGUGCGCAGACACACGCCUCUGCCCGCCGUCUUAGUUCUGUACCCCAUGACAGUGCUCCAGAUCUUUGUUGGAGACAUCUACGGCCUCCUGAACUUCAUGAGCUUCAUGCGCUGGUUCUUCAUCGCUGUGGUGGUCCUGGGUCUGCUUUACCUGCGCUACACCCAGCCCGACCUGCCCCGCCCCUUUAAGGUGCCCCUGUUCAUCCCUGUGGUCUUCUGCCUGACCUGCUUCUUCAUGGUGUUCCUGUCGCUGUUCUCGGACCCUCUCAACACGGGGAUCGGGUUUGCCAUCUCCCUCACCGGUCUGCCGGCGUACUACAUCUUCAUCCACUACAAUCACAGGCCCAGAUGGCUCCAGAAGGGACUUGAUGCAGUGAGCCGGGCUCUGCAGAUCGUUCUGGAGGUGGUCCCUGCCGACUGAACUCCCGUCGCCCCCGUCUGCUCCGUUCAGAUGAAGCCUGCGCCAAAACUCCCAUUAAUGUCUGACUCUUUAUUUUGCACUGUGCAUGUGCAUCCUGCAGGGAGCGGAUGUCCACUGCUCAUUUCACAUUUCAUAAACAAGACGCAACUGUUCACAAAUAGGAGCUAAACAUGUUCAGAUCAAAUCACUUUUCUGGAUACCAAGUUGUAAUUUUGCCAGUUUCAAUGGUGAAAUCCAGUUGGGUCAGUAGUAUUUUUGUAGGACUUUUUUAUUCCAGUAAGAGCACUGACUACAUUCCCUUCCUUUGAUGGUGACUUGACGCCUCCUGAGGUAAAGCUCCAUCUGAUAGAAGCUCAUGUCAACAGUACUUGAAACUGCUGCAUAGUAUUUGACUAUAAAAUGUUUGUAGUAAAUUGUUUAAAUCAGUAAACAUGUUUUUGUCAGUUGA
Molecule: messenger RNA, 2158 nt
Organism: Boleophthalmus pectinirostris (great blue-spotted mudskipper)
Lineage: Eukaryota; Metazoa; Chordata; Actinopteri; Gobiiformes; Gobiidae
Gene: slc7a11
Product: solute carrier family 7 member 11
Exons: 13
Coding region: 229-1710 (493 amino acids)
Biological process (GO): amino acid transmembrane transport
Cellular component (GO): membrane
Molecular function (GO): L-amino acid transmembrane transporter activity
Source: RefSeq, a predicted model, not a curated record